ACAACAACCGCAACCAUGGGCGCUACAACACGCCGGGGCAUUUUGUCCCGGCAAAUUCCGCUGGCGAGCGCAGCCCUCAGCAUCAGACCUUGGCGCUGGCAUCACAAAGUCACCAGCUAAUCUCUGACUGAGCUCAGAUCAUAUAAAUGCAAUAUCAUAGAAGAUUUAUGCAUCAACGAAUGCUUGUCAAUCUCUAUGAUAAUGUUAUAUGAAAAGAAAAAUUUGGUAUAUAUGUACAUAAUGGGUUUGCGCCUCUCAGAGCAUAGCCAAGGAUGAGAAUGCGUUAUGUACAUGAGACAUAGGUUUUGUGUACAUAUAGAUUUCUCUAGACUAAGUAUAGUAACCUACUCUACACUCCUAGAAUGUAACUGCCGUCUGAUGUUGUACUGGAAUGUAGAUAACCACUUACAUAUGACAUUGACAUAACUGAUGAAAAGAGUUACAUCUCUUAGUUGUCUUCUAAGAGAUGUAACUCUUUAUAUGGUUUGAUUAUGUGCAAGUGGUUGGUAAUGAUGUUUGGUGCAACUUCACUGGGUGGUCACAUGUUAGGAACAUAGAGGUUGAUAGUAAAUGCCAGCUGCCCUCUUGUGUGCUUGUUGACGUAUGUGUCUUGAUCUUUUGUUACCAAUAAUAAAUGUAGCAAUUUUAAAUUCAGUGUCACAAACAUGUAAACGUUGCCUGCAACUUGAAACAUGCCUAAAAAUUGAUCGUUCACUAAUUUUCACAGAUCAUUCUCUCUUCUUUAUAUAUCUUGGUAUACUGCUAAGCUAGCAAAAGAUUGUUCAUCAUAAAGUUAAUAAUUACAGAGUUUGUUUGGGUUACAAAAAGAUAUUUGUAGUAGUGAUAAUUUGGUAAAAGUUUAUGUGUGUGUUUGUGUGUGUGUGAUGUAUGAGAGGUAAAGGGGGGCAGGGGCAUUGCUGUCGAGGCUACAAUGCCCGCUGACGGUUGCUGCUGCGUCCAGGGCGCGUGGCCGUCCGACAACCAGGACCACCAGCGGCGCUCCACCCCGUUCGAACCCAGCCGGACCCAUGAGGUCGAGGAACCCAAAGUGGAAAAACCCGCACAAAAUAACUUCCAGGACGAGGAUGAAGAAAUGAAGAAAGAAGAAGACAUCAACAUGUCCACUGACAAUACUGACACAACUCGCCCGCCCUGGAUGAAGUCUAAAUUAGCUGGAGUGAAGAAGAUCAGCAACAAGGAGCGGCGGCGGCGGCAGAACGAGACGCUGCGCCGUCUGCUCUCGCCCAAAAACGCACUCAUGGUGCUCAACGAGAUGCUGCCAAAGGACCAGCUCGCCUCCAAUUUCAAAGUGGAGACAGUGAUGAGCCCCAACCAGUACAUGAAGCCGCACUCGUACCGCGCCAACCUCACACUCGAGGGGAACAACUACAAGGGAUUUGGUGAGAACAAGCUGAUGGCGCGCAAUGCGGCGGCGGAGCAGGCAAUACGCGACCUCAUCAUCAAGAAGAUGAGCAAGGCCAUCACCAAUGAAGUGUCAGGUGCAGGCGGUGCCGCCACCAGCAUCGGCGAGGAGACGGAGGAGGAGCCGCUGCCGAUGAUCCAGCUGGCGUCCUUCGCUCUGCACAAACUGUUCUGCGAGUGGGAGGUGGAGGGACACAAGGUGCCGCAGCUGAAGCCCCCCACUUCAGCGCAACUGUCGGAAUGUGAGUUCGCCCUGGAGGUGGAGUCUGCAGGGACGCGAACUCCCCGCGGCUCCAAGAAGCCGAAGACCCUGCCGGCGGACGCGGGCGCCAUGCACCCCUGCAUGCUGCUCACGUACAUGAGGCCCGCGCUGGAGUACCGCGAGCUGCCGGCGCAGGGAGACAGACCUCAGAACAUGAUCUACACCUUCGCCCUCGACGUCGACGGCGCCACAUACAUCGGCAAGGCAUCCAACAAGAAGGAGGCGCGUCGUUCUGCGGCGCAGGCGGCCUGCAAGGCGCUCUUCGGAGUUGAGUUCAAAAACUCCGCCUCCUACACCUCCUAACUCACCUCCUACCUCACCUCCUAACUCACACACACACAAUAAGUGGAGGCUUCCAUUGUCGUAACACUUUUUAAAAAACACUAAUCAUUCUCAUUGAGAAAAACAGACAAUAUGUUGUCAUACAAGUAUUUAGACAGUGUAAUUUCACAGUAAU
This is a messenger RNA of Papilio machaon (common yellow swallowtail), 2141 nucleotides long. RefSeq names its product double-stranded RNA-specific editase B2. The transcript has 10 exons. NCBI's taxonomy places the organism in Eukaryota, Metazoa, Arthropoda, Insecta, Lepidoptera, Papilionidae. The coding region runs from base 932 to 1987 and encodes 351 amino acids. The record is from RefSeq and is a predicted model, not a curated record.